AUGAGACGCAUCGAGCCGGCAGAAAUCGCCGAGGCCCUCCAGCCGACCUCCAAAACCGGCGACCGCACCGCCGCGAUCAAGAGCCUCAGCAAAUCCCUCCGCCACGCGGACCGCUUCCGCGCGACGUGGGACGCGGUCGGCGGCGCCACGGGCCUCGCGGCCGCCAUGGCCGAGUUCAGCGUCAGCGACGUGCGGACCACGUGUCGCUGGCUCGGGCGCACGGCGUCGGCGCCGGACGCGAGGGCGGAGCGGCGGCCCGCGCUCGGCGAGCUCGUGAGGCUCCUCCACGGCCCCGGGGCGCCGGACGAGAGGCCGCUGAGACGGUUCUAUCAGGACAUCGUCCCGGCGUGCGAGUUGGAGGUCGUGGAGGAGUGGGAGGCGAAGGGGGUCGAGUGGAGCGGGUUUCAGAAGAAGGCGCUGGCGAGGGGCCAUCGCGAGAGGUAUGAGGAGAGGUUCCUGCGGGAGAUCUUUGCGCGAGAUGGGGGGAAGAGUUUCGGGGAGGAUAGGGCGCUUGUGCAGGGGAAUCUGGCGCUCUGUGAGAAGGUUUUGGGGAGGUUGUUGGAGGACGAGGAUCCGCGUGUUUCCGGGGACUUCAUGAAUGAGUUUGCGAUGCCUCUUCUGGUCCGGCUGCUGAUCAACAAGAAGAAGAAGAACUACGAAGAGGCGACGAAGGAGAAGUUCCUCGACUACGUCAUCCGAGCUCUGCAAAAGAACCCGAGCCAGAUCACCCAACAGUUGGACACCCGGCAGAGCGGGCUGCUCCAGCUCAUCAUCCAGAAGUGGAAGAUGGCGCCCGCGGACGGGAAGGAGAGGUUCAGGCUGCGAGUGGUGCAGCUGCUGGAGCUCCAGCCGGGCGGGAAGCGGCAGCUCGAUCUGUCUGCGAUGUUCGGGAUUGCCCAGCGGACGAGGAAACGCCUGGAUCCGGAGUCCAAGUACGAGCUUCUGAGGCUGGCGUUUCGACAUCUGAAGGGCUACGGCAUCGAUAUCGAGGACGACUCGGAGGAGGGUCUCGCCCGGUUGCGGGAUCUUCCCGUGAAGGGCAAUCUCUGGCAGCCGUGGGUAUUCUUCGAGAUCGAGAUCGAGCGGUCGCGUCGGCUGUUCGAGAGGCUGGCGCAGGCCUACCCGGGCGGCGACUUCUUCUCCCCCGCCACCACGAAGAGCGUGCUGAGCCAGCCGAAGGGACCGGAUAACAGCCGCAUUGGCGACGUCGAGGUUCUCAGAGCUCUCCUGACCAGCAAGUCCAAGGCCGGGAUCGACGACACGGCUUGGCUCGUCCGAGCACGGGGGAUCGUGGAGGACAGAAAGAAGAGGGCGGAGCAGUCGCGCGAGCCCGCGCACCGCGCGUUCUGGGCCAAGUCGGCGAUGAACCUGGCCAUCGCCGCGGGAGACCUCGAGACCUUUGGGGACACCGUGCUGUGGGCUCGUCGCUUCGUCAAGGAUCCGUUGACGUCGUGGCAGCUGUACAGCGGCGACGUGCUCGUCGCGGAGGAGGCGAAGGAUCUCUUGUGCGGCGUGCCGAAGAAGAAUACCCCGGCCGCGGCCGCUGCCACCCCCGCGUCGGUGAAGGCGGGCGUCGAUCUCGCCGACAGAAUUCUCGUCGACCUGACCGAGACCGCGAUCAUGGCCGUGCAAGAACCGGGAUUCAAGCGCUCGAGGUGGGAGAAUGUGCUCCAACUACCCCGGGCCGUGGUCGAUAAGCGCCUUGCCAACGAGAGCGUGGAGUCCUUCAACGAGAUCACGAAGUCGGCGGACUCGGAGGACCAGGCCCGGGAUAUCACGGAGAUGCUGUGGAAGCCGACGAUGGAGGUGCUCCUCGAAAUAGAGGCCCUACUCUACAGCAAGACAGCCACGGCUCUGCUGGACUCACGCAAUAGUGUGGAAGUCCAAGCAGUCUACGUUCUACGAAACCUCCGCGGCGCGACUCCGGCGUUGUUGGCGGAGCUGGCCCGGUUUCUCAUGGACGGGAUGAGGGCGCGCCUGGGCCAGAAGAGGUUAAACGUGCAAAUGGGCAACAUCAUCGAGAUCGUCCUCCGCGUCGCCAACAGCGACGAGCCCGCUCUCGCGUGCCCCUUCAUCCGCGACCUGAUCAUGGACGGAGGCGAGAACAGCUCGUGGCAUCGCCAGCUCAUCAACGUCGGGUUCCUCUCGAACCUGCCCUCCAAGGCGGCGAAGGAGUUCCUGCAUACCAUGGCCGGCGCCAUGCGAGACAAGAUGCGUGAGCAGAACGCGCGGCCAUUCGUCAAGGGCGGGGAGAACAAGGGUCCGAAGCCGGCGAUCAAGGUCACGACCAUCAAGAUGAUGGCGCAGGUGCUGCACAACAACCUCUUCAUCAGCGCGCUCUCGACCUGCGACAUCCUCACGGCGCUGCUCUCGGAGGCGAGACACAUCGACGCGCGGAUCACGAUCGUGCAGAGUUUGAUGAGCACUUUGGAGGUCCCGUCAUGCCCACCGGAGCUGCGGGCGCGUGUGCUCGACGCGCUGGAGAGGCAUGUGGUGCCUGCGGCGGCGCAGCUUAGUGAGAGGAGGCCUUAUACGGAGGAGGACUGGGCCGACGGGCUUCCGGAGGUCGGCGAGGAGACGCCGUUGCUGAAGUUGCUGCUUGACCAAGCCCAGAACACGAAGCUUAACCCGGACGACAAGCAGAGAAUCGCUAAGCUCGUCGUUAGUGCGCUUGAGGGAUCCGCGGUCACCAACGCUCGCUGGAUGAAGCUCUUCCUCGCGACGAAUAAGCUCGUUGAGGGCGAGAUCGAACUCCCCAGGUGUCCGGUGAAUCCCGCGAUGCUCUCGUCGUUCUUUGCUGGAUGGACGGAGUACAUGCCCGCCUCUCUGUUCGGGAUGCUGUGCGAAAUCGCACUUACGAACGCCAGCCCGUCUGUCGAGAUUCAACGCGUUACAAAAGCAGUCAAGAAGAACCGAGAUCUGGUCGAUAGCAACGCGGGAAAACAUUGGCUGAAGCAGUUCGACAACACCGGGAACAAUUCAUUCGCACUCGGACUCGGGCACGCAGCCUUCGUGCUGAAGCGGUACGAGCGAGAGAUACCCUCGAAAUUGGAGGGCGGAGGCGGUAUCACCCUCCAGCUGGUGCAGGACUUCGUGCUUGCGGCCGCCAGGAGCUUCGUCCUCAACGGCGACUUCGAGAUGCUCGACGCGUUGUUCUCCAAGCUGCGCUCGGUCGGGGCCGAUAACUGGUCGGCGGGCUGGAAAAACUGGCAGGCCAAUAGCGUUCCCCUGAUGAAGGACGCCAUCGCGCUCAUCGAGGACAUACGCUCAGGGAAGGCCGCCAGGACGUCAUCGCAGCUCCGCGUCUUGCCCAGCACGAUCAGGCUGAGGACCGCGGUGCUCCCCAUGCCUUACCACCGGCACCCGGCGCUGGACGAGGACGUCGACUUCUUCGUCGCGGAGCUGUCGGAGCUCAUCGAUGCGGUCGCGAGCCGCCGGCUGUACCACGCCGACUUUGCGCAUGUGAAAAGCGAAGUCUUGAAGGUUAUCCGGAGCGAAGAUCUUGCGUUGUUCGCGCUGAAGCUGGGGCGAAGGGGUUCUCUGUCGCAGCAGCCGACCUUGGCAGAUUAUCUGCGGCUGGAGCUCGUUGGCGAUCUACUGCUUGCUUGUAAAGACCCGAAAGAUGAACAUGUUGUGGAGGGUGUGCGGCUGUUCUUGCGCGAGUGGGCGGGUGUUGGGGAGGAGGAGUUGAGGGGGAUGGGGUUAGCGAUUGAAGGGAGGCUGAGGGGGCAGGGGAAGAAGGCUUGGAUUAGCUUGGGUGAGCAGGAGUGA
Molecule: messenger RNA, 3771 nt
Organism: Colletotrichum karsti
Lineage: Eukaryota; Fungi; Ascomycota; Sordariomycetes; Glomerellales; Glomerellaceae
Exons: 1
Coding region: 1-3771 (1256 amino acids)
Source: RefSeq, a predicted model, not a curated record